Caenorhabditis remanei is the source of this 300-nucleotide messenger RNA. RefSeq lists its product as uncharacterized. NCBI's taxonomy places the organism in Eukaryota, Metazoa, Nematoda, Chromadorea, Rhabditida, Rhabditidae. The record is from RefSeq and is a predicted model, not a curated record. Bases 1 to 300 code for a protein of 99 amino acids. The transcript is spliced from 2 exons.
AUGAAUUGUGCCAACAUUCAUCUGUAUGGGGUAAUCUCCAAUGAAGAUAUGAAUCAGUUCUUGAGAGGAUGGUAUGAUGGUUGCUUUGACAAAUUACGUAGAAUAGAGUUUUACGUCAAUCUACGAUGGCAAAAACUUUUGGCUGGUAUGUCAGUGUACGAAGAUUGCGAGUGUAAGAUUCCCAUAAAGCCACUAUACCGAAUGAAGACCAUCUACAUUGAAAACCGCAAUGGGGUCAAAGCAAGUAUUGAAAGAAUAAAACAAGUAGAGGACAUGUACAUGUGUAUGACAAUCAGAUGA